CCUUGCCUAAACUAAAAUACCCCAAAUGCAUUGGGUCUAAAGCCUCUAACAGGAUUUGGUCUAAUUCUCUAAUAGCACCCAAACUCAUAUUCAACAGCACCAGUCAGCAGACGAUAAAAACUAUAGUCUAAACUUCCGACAGAUUGGCGGCAAAAAUAUCGACUUUUUUAGCACCAACAAUAAGAUCUGAAUCUAUAUAGUGGCGUGAUACCUAAUCUCUACAAUAUUCAGUUUUUUUAUUUUUUUUUGAUUUUUAUCUUCGGUUUUUCCGAUUAUUCUUCAAAUUAGGGUUAUUUGGAGGUUCUCCUACCUUAUCUAAUUUCGAUGUUCUUGCGAAGGCUCUGUACCGCUUUUACCCAAUUCGACCUCAACCCUUCUCUUCUCCAUAGAAAAUUUCCCAACCCAUUUCCAGUUUUCAACUCCAAAGCUCAAUUUCUGAACCUAAGCUACUUCAAAUCGAGGUCACAAAGAUCGAACUUUGUGACCCAUCGAUUCCUUUCGUCCAAUAGCAAAAUGGGGGAUGCUCGUAGACCACGCGCCGUUCCCAUUCCGGUCGUCGACACAGCCAAUGGGGCCGAACUGUAUCGCGCACUCGAAGCUUCACUGGGUUCGCAGUUCAGUUCGGACCCAUUGGUGCCGAAUCCAAACCCUUUGAUCAUUGUCAUCAGUGGCCCAAGUGGGGUGGGCAAAGACGCUGUGAUCAAACGAUUGAGGGAAGUUCGGGAGGGCAUUCAUUUCGUGGUCACCGCGACAAGCCGGGCAAAACGGGUCGGUGAAGUGGAUGGAAAAGAUUACUUCUUUGUCAGUAAAGAGGAGUUCCUAUCAAUGGUUGAGAGGGAUGAGCUUUUGGAGUAUGCAUUGGUGUAUGGGGAUUACAAAGGGAUUCCGAAGCAGCAAAUUCGCGAAUACAUGGGGAAAGGGCAUGACAUUGUGUUGAGGGUGGACAUACAAGGAGCUGCCACAUUGAGAAAGAUUCUUGGCAAUUCUGCUGUGUUCAUCUUUCUUGUGGCAGAGAGUGAAUCGGCCCUUGUGAAGCGGUUGAUUGAUAGGAGGACGGAGACUAAGGAGACACUUUUAGUGAGGAUUGCCACGGCUCGUGAGGAGGUGAGGCAUCUCAAUGAUUUUGAUUAUGCAGUGGUGAAUGCUGAGGGGAAGCUAGAGAAUUCAGUUAAAUUGGUGGAGUCCAUUAUUGAUGUGGAGAAAGCUAAAGUGUGCCAAAGGAAUCCCUUGAUAUAGGUAAUAUGAUGUUGUUUCUAUUGAUGAGGAGAUGAUCAUCAUAGGAUGAGCGCUGUGUUCAAGUUGCUGCACAAAUCGUAACCUUCGCCAUUUAGUGUUAACUACUAAUGGGUAGUACUAGGUACAUGUAUAUUUACUUUAUGCUUAUGAUGGAAGUUCUGUCACUGCCAGAAUCAUCAGAAGCAGAACAUGUGAAGACAUACAUUAUGCUAUUGUUUUAUCCAGUUCUUUUACUAGAGAGUUUUUUCAAUUUUGGAUGUAGUAGAUAGACAUUUGUUAAAAUUUGUACACUGAGUGAACCAUUCAUCAAUAUCUUUUGGAAAUUGCAGUA
This is a messenger RNA of Cornus florida, 1567 nucleotides long. RefSeq names its product guanylate kinase 3, chloroplastic. The record is from RefSeq and is a predicted model, not a curated record. NCBI's taxonomy places the organism in Eukaryota, Viridiplantae, Streptophyta, Magnoliopsida, Cornales, Cornaceae. Gene Ontology annotation, molecular function: GMP kinase activity. The transcript is spliced from 2 exons. Bases 325 to 1236 code for a protein of 303 amino acids. Gene Ontology annotation, biological process: purine nucleotide metabolic process. Gene Ontology annotation, cellular component: cytosol.